GCGAGGGCGAAGAUGUACGACUCGUGUAACGCAUACAGUAACUUUUGAUCGUCCUUGGAGAGCAAAAUGUUGGAGAGAUCCUGAAGAUCAUCCCAUACUAUUGGUGUGAAAUCAUGCUGUGCGUCUUGACACGAAGCGCGUCAAGGACGUGCCUGGUGAAGCCCUGCCUUCUGCUGAGUCCGGUGUCGGUUGUCCAAAUUUUUGAUCGGUCGUUGGUCCAUCAGGAGGGUCUGCCAAAGCUACCGGUGCCGCCGCUUAAGCAGACAUGCGCGCGCUAUCUGGCCGCGCUCGAACCGCUGAUCAGCGCGGAGGAGAUGGUUCAUACGCGCAAGCUCGUGCAGGAGUUCCAGCUCCCGGGUGGUGUGGGAGAUAGACUGCAGAAGAGCCUCGAGCGAAAGGCACGCAAAACUGAAAACUGGGUAUCUGAUUGGUGGAUGCAGUCAGCCUAUCUGGAUUCUCGAAUGCCAGUGGCGAUGUACACUAGCCCUGGGGUUGUCUUACCCAGAAUGCACUUCCAAGAUCGGCAGGGACAAAUGAGGUUUGCUGCUAAGCUCAUUGCUGGAGUUUUGGAUUUCAAAAGCAUGAUUGAUAGUAAAACAUUACCUGUGGAAUAUCUGGGUGGAAAGCCUCUGUGCAUGGACCAGUAUUAUCAAGUCCUGUCGUCAUGUCGCAUCCCUGGACCCAAGAGGGACACUGUGUUGAAUUACGCUAUUGGAAAGACCUCGCCUACGCACAUCACAGUGGUCCACAACUUCCAGUACUUUGUUCUGGAUGUGUACAACAGUGACGGUUCACCACUGACAGUAGAUCAGAUCUAUGUUCAGCUGGAGAAGAUCUGGAACUCUUCCCUUCAAACCAAUAAAGAGCCGGUUGGCAUUCUGACCUCCAACCAUCGUAACACGUGGGGCAAAGCCUACAACAACCUUAUUAAGGACAAGACAAACAAGGAGUCAGUGCGUGCCAUCCAGAAGAGCAUCUUCAUGGUGUGUCUUGAUGCUCCAAAGCCACGGGUGUCAGAUGAGAUGUACCACAACAAGGUUGCUGCUCAAAUGCUUCAUGGGGGAGGCAGUCGUUGGAACAGUGGCAACCGAUGGUUCGAUAAAACGCUGCAGUUUAUAGUUGGGGAAGAUGGAUCUUGUGGACUCACUUAUGAGCAUGCACCAGCUGAGGGACCGCCUGUUGUUUUUCUGGUGGACCAUGUUGUUGGCUAUAUGAAAAAAACAGAGAUGGUACGAACUCCCAUGAUUCCACUACCUAUGCCAGUGAAACUCAGAUUCAACAUCACGCCUGAAAUCAAGAAGGACAUUGAGAAAGCCAAGCAAAACAUGAACAUAAUGGUGCACGAAUUGGACGUUCGAGUGCUCAACUUCACACACUAUGGCAAAAAAUUCCCCAAAUCUCAUAAACUGAGUCCAGACGCAUUCAUUCAGAUCGCUCUACAGUUGGCCUAUUACAGGAUGUAUCAGACAUGUUGUCCAACCUCUGAGAGUGCCUCCUUACGCAUGUUUAAACUGGGCAGAACAGAAGCCAUUCGAUCCACCACCACAGAGUCCCUGCAGUUCACACAAGCCAUGUAUGAGCCAUCAACACCUAAUAGUGAGAAGGCCAGGCUGCUCGAAAUGGCGAUCAAAGUCCACAGAGAGCACACACACAUGGCGAUCCAUGGACAGGCUAUAGACAGGCAUCUGCUGGGUCUGAAGAUGGUAGCCAUUGAAGAUCUGACGUCUCUACCUGAGAUCUUCAUGGACACAUCCUUUGCCGUGGCUUCACAUUUUAACCUGUUCACUAGCCAGGUUGGAUCAAAGACAGACUGUGUUAUGUGUUUUGGCCCUAUGGUUCCUGAUGGUUACGGUGUCUGCUACAACCCCAUGGAUGACCAUAUUAAUUUUGCUGUGACGGCCUUCAACAGCUGUGAGGAAACAAAUGCCACUAAACUGUCCAGGUUUCUAGAGGAUGCCCUUCUGGAGAUGAAGACCUUGAUGGAGCAGGUGUCUAAGGCCAGUGAUUGACACUUCAUUACUGGAGAAAGAAUCUCACAGAGGGUCUGACAACUCUUCAGACUGAAAACAAAAACCCUUUGAAGUGUGGCUUGUACCUGUUUUAGUAUAAUUUACCUGACUUUAGAUACUGGUACCACAAAUCUUUACACUUGUUGUGUGUAAUAUUUGGAUCUUAAAAUAUUUACUUCCAUCACAGCUUAAUAGACUUAAUAGACAACAAGGAAGCCAUUUUAAAGCUGAUUCUCCCGGAAACAAUCUGGUGCUACGAAACAUUGCUCUGUUUGUUUGAGCAUCCCGACCAGUGCAACACAGCAGUAUUGGCUCAACCAAAGGCAACAGUUUGUUUGUCAAUGAAGGAUCGUGUGAGUGUUUAAAAACUUGGCUCCAAAAAAAUUCAUAUUUUAGCUUUAAGCAAAAGGCUUAUACUUUUUUGUGCUAUGUGGCAACCACAAACAAAUUGGAACAACAGAACUCUUUGUUCUUUUGUUCCAUUUGUUUAAAAUGUAGGUUUGAGAAAGUUUCAAUGUGAUCCGGUGGAGGAUCAGGUGCAGUAGGUCCAAAGUAGGUUGUAAUUUAUGCAAAACCUCUUAUAUUUUUAAAACAUCCGAAAUAUAAUUUUAUUAUUUCUAGAUUUGCUAUUUGUGCUUUUAGAUUAUCAGUCAGUUACAAAUUAACUCCGUGAAAUAAAUAUAUAUAAACAGAA
Triplophysa dalaica is the source of this 2703-nucleotide messenger RNA. Its product is annotated as Carnitine O-acetyltransferase-like. The record is from RefSeq and is a predicted model, not a curated record. Gene Ontology annotation, cellular component: peroxisome. Gene Ontology annotation, molecular function: carnitine O-acetyltransferase activity. Gene Ontology annotation, biological process: carnitine metabolic process, CoA-linked. Bases 114 to 2009 code for a protein of 631 amino acids. The transcript is spliced from 14 exons. Lineage: Eukaryota; Metazoa; Chordata; Actinopteri; Cypriniformes; Nemacheilidae.